UGAGCGAGUUGGACAGCUUGGACAUCCGUGUAAGACCAUAUUUACAACAAGUUGGAUACCACAAAUGGUCAAGAUACCACUGCAAAAACAACAGGUAUUCAACUAUGACUUCAAACAUUGCUGAAUCUCUAAAUGCAGCAAACUUGACAGCUAGAGAGCUACCAAUCACAACACUGAUGGAGUCAUUGAGAGCAUUGAUUCAACAAUGGACAUACACAAACAGGAAAAAAGCACAGAAAACAACAACAUUUUUAACACCUACAGCAGAGAAGAAAUUAGUCGACAACUUUGUGGACUCAUUGACAGAAAAUGUAAAACCAAUAAACGAGACCAUGUUCGAAGUCGUUGAACUAACCAGAUCAUGGGUCAUCAACCUCAAGGAGAAAACAUGCAGUUGCAACAGAUUCCAACUUGAUGAGUUACCGUGUGCUCAUGCGCUUGCUGUUAUAAAAGAGAUGAACUUGAAUGUUUACAACUACUGUUCGGGUUAUUACACCACGCGAACAUGGCUUGAAACAUACAGCGGCUCAACAUAUCCGGUACACAAUCACACAACUUGGGAUGUGCCACAAAACAUAAAAGAUAUCAUUGUUCUGCCACCAAACCAAAAAAUAAGAUCUGGAAGACCAAGGAAACGAAGGUUUUUAUCUGAAUGGGAUACAAAAAAACAUAACAGGUUGACCUGUGAUGUUCUAAAUACAUGGGAUUUCAUUUUUAUGAAAUUUGAAACAGUUUUUUAUUAG
Cannabis sativa is the source of this 743-nucleotide messenger RNA. RefSeq lists its product as uncharacterized. The record is from RefSeq and is a predicted model, not a curated record. The transcript is spliced from 3 exons. Gene Ontology annotation, molecular function: zinc ion binding. NCBI's taxonomy places the organism in Eukaryota, Viridiplantae, Streptophyta, Magnoliopsida, Rosales, Cannabaceae. The coding region runs from base 105 to 743 and encodes 212 amino acids.